This is a messenger RNA of Brassica rapa (field mustard), 1639 nucleotides long. Its product is annotated as serine carboxypeptidase-like 15. The record is from RefSeq and is a predicted model, not a curated record. NCBI's taxonomy places the organism in Eukaryota, Viridiplantae, Streptophyta, Magnoliopsida, Brassicales, Brassicaceae. Gene Ontology annotation, biological process: proteolysis; secondary metabolic process. Gene Ontology annotation, molecular function: acyltransferase activity, transferring groups other than amino-acyl groups; serine-type carboxypeptidase activity.
UUCUUUUUUUUUUGGGGUGGGGGGUCAACGCCUUUGUUUUUAAGUAUAAAGAUGUUUUGUCAUAACACUAAACACUCAAACAAAAAUGGAGUUUUGGAUACUGAAGUUGCUGCUGCCACAAUUUCUGCUUGUGCUCAUUCAACAUGCUGAUGCAAGCUCUAUCAUCAAAUAUCUUCCUGGCUUUGAAGGCCCUCUUCCUUUCCAGCUUGAAACUGGGUACAUUGGUGUUGGUGAGGCAGAGGAAGAUCAAAUGUUCUACUACUUCAUCAAAUCUGAGAGGAACCCUGAAGAAGACCCUCUUCUUGUCUGGUUAACUGGAGGACCUGGCUGCUCUUCUUUCUCUGGCCUUGUUUAUGAGAAUGGGCCUCUUGCUUUCAAAGUUGAGGCCUACGAUGGAAGUAUCCCCACUUUGGUCUCUACUACAUAUUCAUGGACUAAGGUGGCGAAUAUAAUUUACCUGGACCAGCCUGUUGGGACUGGCUUCUCCUACUCAAGAAAUCCCCUUGCUGAUAUACCAAGUGACACAGGAUCAGCUAAGCGGGUCGAUGAGUUUCUUCGUAAGUGGCUAGACAAGCAUCCUGAAUAUUUCUCAAAUCCUUUCUAUGUCACCGGGAACUCUUAUUCCGGUAAGGUAAUUCCGGCCAUUGUUCAAGAAAUCUCAAAUGGAAAUUAUAUAUGCUGCGAACCUCAAAUAAAUCUUCAGGGGUAUGUGCUCGGAAACCCGGUAACAAAUUUUGAUAUUGAUAAUAACACUCGCAUUCCAUUUGCUCACGGAAUGGCACUCAUCUCUGAUGAACUCUAUGAGUCAAUGAAGAAAAGAUGUGGAGGAAAUUAUUUUAACGUCGAUCCUCAAAACACAGAAUGCUUGGAACUCGUUAAAGACUACAAAAAGUCUGUUUCUAGAAUAUAUGAAGAACUUAUCCUACAAUCAAACUGUGACAAAACAUCUCCUGAUUGCUAUACUUAUUGGUAUUCGCUAUCUGAAUACUGGGCUAAUAACGAGAGCGUACGUAGAGCACUUAGAGUGGUGAAGGGGACUACAGGGGAAUGGGAUCGAUGUAACUGGAACGUGCAGUGUAAUCAAGACAUUAAAAGCAGCAUACCAUACCAUAUGAAUAACAGUAUCAAAGGCUAUCGAUCUCUCAUCCUCAGUGGUGAUCACGAUAUGACAAUCCCUUUUGUUGGAACUCAAGACUGGAUAAGGUCUCUAAACUUUUCCAUUGUUGAGAAAUGGAGGCCAUGGAUGGUAAAUGAUCAAGUCGCAGGAUAUACCAAGACUUAUGCUAAUAAGAUGACAUUUGCCACUGUAAAAGUAACUUUUUGUCCCAAAUUUUCAUUGGACAUAAAUGCAAAGCUUUUAUUUUUUAUAUCAAAUUUAUUGAUUGGUUAAUGUGUUUUGGCUUAUAUAGGGAGGUGGGCACACACUAUAGUAUAAACCAGUGGAGAGCUCAAUCUUGUUCGAGAGGUGGAUAAGUGGCCAACCUCUUUAAAUAUAGAAACUUUAAUCUUGUUAUCUCAUUAAUGUUGAAGCCGAAAGUGUUUGGUUUCUGGAUUCAUAGAGAGACAUGUUUUGUUAUUAUUGUGUUUUGAGUAAUUAUUUUCCUUAUUUUGGACCGUUUAAUCAAUUUGCUUUCAACAA